AUGCCCAAAAAUGCCAUGUAUCGCAUGCACACAGAGCCAAGCUCGGGACUCGUCGUGGCGGGAUCCAAGAGAGGGGAACCGUGUACGAUCCAGGCCGAUCAUCAAGCGCGGAAGACCGGGAUGUCAUACAGACAGAUACUGUGCAUGGUGCAUGGCGCAUGGUGCAUGGCGCAUGGCGCAUGGCAGGCUGGAAAAAGGGAAAUGAGAAAAAGGGACAUCAAGGAACCCAGAGGAGGACCCAAUGACCCACGGGUCACUGACGGGGAAGUGAAGCAGACCAUCCGGACUACUCUAGACUACUGCCCAGGCGUAGUCCAGGUCUUUUGGGAGAAGCAAGCGUAUCUGUCACAUCCGGCACAGACGAACGGGGUCGUCACCACAUCGACGAUUGACGAAUCAGAAGUCGACGAUGGUGCCCGAGAGGCAGGUUCUCAAUGA
This is a messenger RNA of Penicillium subrubescens, 438 nucleotides long. RefSeq lists its product as uncharacterized. The transcript has a single exon. Lineage: Eukaryota; Fungi; Ascomycota; Eurotiomycetes; Eurotiales; Aspergillaceae. The record is from RefSeq and is a predicted model, not a curated record. The coding region runs from base 1 to 438 and encodes 145 amino acids.